Molecule: messenger RNA, 2904 nt
Organism: Triplophysa rosa
Lineage: Eukaryota; Metazoa; Chordata; Actinopteri; Cypriniformes; Nemacheilidae
Gene: gabrd
Product: gamma-aminobutyric acid type A receptor subunit delta
Exons: 9
Coding region: 121-1494 (457 amino acids)
Biological process (GO): signal transduction; nervous system process; monoatomic ion transmembrane transport
Cellular component (GO): neuron projection; membrane; synapse
Molecular function (GO): neurotransmitter receptor activity; GABA-A receptor activity; extracellular ligand-gated monoatomic ion channel activity
Source: RefSeq, a predicted model, not a curated record
CGCGCGUGAGAGAGAGAGAGAGAGAGAGAGAUGCAUGGCGUUUUCUGUGCGGUCGGGAUAUUAGGACACGAACUGUAAAUGAUUCACAUUUUUGUGAUAUUUCAAUGAUAUUUGCGCAUAAUGGACGUGUUGUGUUUUUCCUCGUGGAUCUUGUGGUUGGGGUGGAUGAUGGGAAACAGAUCGGCCAGAGCCAUGCUGAGUGACAUAGGUGACUAUGUGGGUACAGACAUUGAGAUAUCCUGGUUGCCAAAUCUGGAUGAUUUAAUGAAAGGCUACGCUCGAAACUUUCGGCCAGGCAUCGGAGGACCUCCUGUAAACGUGGCCAUGGCUGUUGAAGUAGCCAGUAUUGACCAUAUCUCAGAAGCCAACAUGGAAUACACCAUGACUGUGUUUCUGCGUCAGAGCUGGAGAGAUGAUCGUCUGUCCUACAACCACACAAAUAAAACUCUGGGUCUGGACAGCCGCUUUGUAGACAAACUCUGGGUACCAGACACGUUCAUUGUGAAUGCCAAAUUCGCCUGGUUUCAUGAUGUUACGGUGGAGAACAAGCUCAUUCGCUUGCAGCCUGAUGGAGUCAUUCUGUACAGCAGCCGAAUAACAUCUACAGUGGCCUGUGACAUGGACCUUACCAAAUACCCCAUGGAUGAACAGGAAUGUAUGCUGGACCUGGAAAGCUAUGGUUACUCUUCAGAAGACAUUGUUUAUCACUGGUCAGACAGUCAGAGACAAAUCCACGGACUGGACAAACUGGAGCUGUCCCAGUUUACCAUCACAGAUUAUCGCUUUGUGACGGAAAUUAUGAACUUUAAAUCUGCGGGACGGUUUCCGCGACUCAGUUUGCGUUUCCAGCUACGACGGAAUCGAGGAGUUUACAUCAUCCAGUCCUACAUGCCCUCCAUCCUGUUGGUCGCCAUGUCGUGGGUUUCCUUCUGGAUCAGCCAAUCAGCUGUGCCUGCUAGGGUUUCUUUAGGGAUCACAACAGUUCUCACUAUGACGACACUGAUGGUUAGCGCUCGCUCGUCGCUGCCCCGCGCCUCUGCCAUCAAAGCUCUGGACGUGUAUUUCUGGAUCUGUUAUGUCUUUGUAUUCGCUGCCUUGAUUGAAUAUGCUUUUGCUCACUAUAAUGCAGACUACAGCAAGAAGGAGAAAGCCAAAGUCAAGAGCAACAAGAGCACCGAGUCUAUGGUGAAGAAUGGAAAGCAGGCCAUGGUUCUCUUCUCGCUGUCUGUGGCUGGCAUGAAUCAGGGCCUCCUCAUCUCAAAGAGACAGAGCCGAGCCCAGCGGUCCGCGGACGCUCCGCCCAACGUGCAGGAGGACAGCAGCGAGGUGCGUGCCGCUCAGUCCCGUCGAGCGCAGAAAGAAAGCGGCGAUGACAAGAAAUGCUGCAAAUGCAAACCCAUCGAUGCUGACACCAUCGACAUCUACGCUCGCGCCGUCUUCCCUUUCACCUUCGCCGUGGUCAACGUCAUCUACUGGGUGGCGUACACCAUGUGAAUGACUCCCUUCUGCAUGUACACAAAUCUAUGCCAUAUCAUGAGGUUAUCAUAUAGUAUAUCAACAUUAUGAAACUCUAUGAUUUAUGAAAUGAUGAACUGCUUAUGAAUAUAUUCAUGCACUGGUGUUGUGUAGGUUCUUGAAUGUUUGCGUUAAAUUAUAUUUAAGACGAGCAAAGUUUUGCUUUCUUAUUGCUGUUCUGCUCUUAGUUGCCCUUCAAUCUCUAUAUCCCUCUCUUCUUCUUCUUCUUCUUCAUUAUAUUUGCACCAGAAUAUCUUCUCUGUGCUGGUACGAGUGAAUAAUGUUGGAAUAAAGCAGAACUUGGAAUGAUUCUGUUGUCUUCGUUCAGGCAAAUCUUUGAUAACAUUUCUGAUCAUAGAAGUAAUCAUUUAAAAGAAAUGAUUUAUUUGCCCUGUGACUAAUAUGGACUAACCAGAUUUGAGUAUUUAAUAUGUCUUUUUGUUUGCAUCAAAUAUUUAACAAACGUUGAGUUUUGCCACGUGUGGGACAACUUAUUAUUAACAAUGUCUUUAUUCUGUGCAUAUUUACACUACACCGUGUACUGUAGCUGAUCAAACUUGAGAGUGAAUCUGCAGAUGGCAGUCAUGAAUGUGUACAAUAGACAAACAGUGUGCAGUACAUUAUAAUCUUUGUGUUUUACUUCACUUUUACAGUACAAUUACAAGUCAGAAAUCACAACCUCUCAAAUCUGAAACUGAUUUUUCAUCUUCACAAUCUAAUUCACGGCGUGAAAUAUCCAAAACUAGCUCACAAUCUAAGAUUUUCGAUGUUUUGGAAUAGCCUAAUUUUUAACAAAUUCGAUGUCAAUCAAAUGUAUUCCUUGAAAGAGUGUUGAAAUCUUCUCCAAAAGUACAAAAUCCACACCGAAUCAUGUGGCAAUGCAAAUAUCCCAUCAUCAACUCGACGCAUUUACGGUCAAACUGACACACAAGAAGCAGAUGGCUGACAGCAGUAGAUCAUCAUCACACCGAGCUUCAGUCCGGUCAGCAUACAACAGGAGACAGUGGACACAGACACAAUCCACUGGAUCCCUUCCACUGAGUUGCAUGUACGGCAGAAUGUUCUCUUUUUCAUAAGGUUAAGACUUUAUUUCUAAUUAGACAAAUAAAUAAAGGAUUAUUUGUUAAAUAUGAUAAUCAGCUCAUCACAUAAACUAUAAGAGAAUACACUUAUGGCAAGGUCUAAAUAACAAGAUAUGAAUAUUGUUAAAGACAGUAUUAUUGCAGUAAUAGAUAGGCUACAUUAGAAAUGUAUGUGGAAACUUCUGUGGUGUUACAAAAGAAUCUGUGAGACAUCUUUUCUUUGAUUGUAUAUAAUAUAUUAAAAAAUGUUUUGGAUUGACGUCUCUAGUUUUUCUUCUAGAUUAUUAAAAACUUUAAUUCAAAUUGA